CCGUUUCUGCAAAGUAGCAGAGCUUUUUGCGGAAAUAAAUUCUUUAUUUAAAAACUUAAAUGCAACUCGAUAAAGAAACAGAGAUGGGAUUGUUAAGGAAACUCGCAUUUCUCGCUUGUAUUUCAUUCAUCGCGCGUACGAACGCAACUUGUACGGUAGAAUUUAAGGAUGUGAUAAUACUGAUACUGAGUCAAAGUGAUGGCUAUCAUGCGGCUCAUGCUGUCCAAAUGAAAAAUAGCAUCCAAGAUCAAGCUGAUACUUUAGACAAAGAACCACCACAAGUUGUAUUAUCUCAUGAACUUAAUAUCCAAGGUUCUUGGACGAUAAUUCCAAUGCUUACAUACUUGUCAGAUCAAUUUCCACAUGGAAAAUGGUUCUUCUUUUGUCUGGAAAAUACUGUAAUCCGAUUACAGAAGCUAUUGAAUGUUUUUGAAAAAUUUUGUUCAUCCAAGAAUAUCUGGAUUGGACAUAUACUUUAUGAUCAUCAACCUACUAUUAUUCAUCAUUUUUCAGAUAAUAAAAAGUUCAAAUAUCCAAACUUAGAAUCUGGAAUUGGCAUGACUAUUACACUGUUAAACAGUUUGGCUAAAGAAAUCCGUGAUGGCAAGGAACCGGAGCAAGACUUUUCUAUCGAUGCACCAUAUGAAUUCGCGAAAUUUAUCUUAACAAAUAAGGCCGCAAAGUUGAUUCAUAUGCAUAGGCUAUGUGUAGUGUCCGCUGAAAAUUGUGCCACGUAUCCCCGAUUCUUCCAUUCUUGUAGUUCUCACAUAGCUCCAAAAGAUGUUUAUUUCGCCGUUAAAACUUGUGCCAAAUAUCAUGUAAGCAGAAUUUCAGUAGUUAAGAAAACGUGGGCCAAAUAUAAAUUGAACAUUGGAUAUUUCAGCGAUGCAGCUGAUAAAAAUUUACCGGAGGCAUACGUUGUCCCAAACACCACUACAGGACAUUGUGCUAAAACAUAUGCUAUCUUGCAAGAAGCCAGCAAAAUAUUAAAAAAACAAAAUUUCAAAUGGCUUGUUAUUGUUGACGACGAUACCAUACUCAGUGUAUCACGUUUAUUAGACUUGCUCACGUGCUACAAUCCUGAAAGUUCACUCGCAAUUGGCGAACGUUAUGGUUAUCGUAUAUGGAAGCGUGGCUAUCAAUAUUUAACUGGCGGUGCAGGCAUUGUAUUAUCAGCUCCUUUAGUUCAUGAGCUAGUAUCUUCGGAUUCAUGCGAAUGUCCGUUUGCAACUAUUCCCGAUGACAUGUAUCUUUUUGGACAUUGUUUGCAGCAUCAUGGACAAAUUGUACAUUUUUCGAUGUUUCAUCAAGCACAACCUGGAGAUUAUCCUAAUGCUUAUUUGACUCAAGAACCUAUAUCAUUUCAUAGAUUCUGGAAUUUUGAUCCUGAAGCUAUAUAUAAUGAUUGGUUUGCAGCUGCAGAUCAGCACCUGCCACUUGCACAUUUAUCACAUUCAGAAUUAUAAUACAAAAAACAUUUAUAUAAAUUUAUAUAAAUAUGCAAUAAAAUUGUUUUUAUUUUUA
This is a messenger RNA of Pogonomyrmex barbatus (red harvester ant), 1524 nucleotides long. Its product is annotated as beta-1,3-glucosyltransferase. NCBI's taxonomy places the organism in Eukaryota, Metazoa, Arthropoda, Insecta, Hymenoptera, Formicidae. Gene Ontology annotation, cellular component: membrane. The record is from RefSeq and is a predicted model, not a curated record. Gene Ontology annotation, molecular function: glycosyltransferase activity.